AGUAAGCUUUGCAGUUUUUAUUUCAUUUUUUUUCUUUUGCAUGUACGGAGCUAUGAUUCAUGUGUUCUUUAAAACGCCAGCCUCUCAGCUGAAGCUAUACACGCUGGGUAUGGGCAAGAAAUCUUGGGAGCUGAUGGAAUACUUUUGCAAACCUUGGCAUUUGCUGGGCACUUUCUAGUUUUAAUAAUAAUUAUGAUUACGUUUUGCAAUAUCCACUUUAUGCCUUGUAGUAAAUGUGAAGACUGGUGACCAUUUUCGAUAUUGUAUUUCAUACAUUCUAUGUGUCUACAACGCAGCUUCUACGUACAGUUUAUCAGAUCCGUUGGAGGUUUCAGCGAUUUAUCCCGCGCAAAGGAGGUCCACUCUCAGAUCCUGGGAUCUGAGCAACAUCAAUCAGACAGAUACCUUGCGAACCUUCUGAUCGAGAUGUAUGGAAAGUGCGGCAGCGCCCAAGAUGCAAAAAGAGUGUUUGACGCCAUACUCUAUCCCAACAUUUUCUCAUGGAAUAUAAUGAUCUCAGCAUUUGCCUCAAAUGGGCACCUAGAGGAAGCGUGCUGUCUGUUCGAAAAAAUGCCACAGAGAGACGUCAUUUCAUGGACCACAAUGGUCACAGCAUACUCACAAGCAGGAAAUAUUACGAUGGCUAGGAAAGUGUUUGAUUCUAUGCCUGAAAAACACAUAGUUUCCUGGAAUGCCAUGGUUACAGCAUAUGCUCAAAACGGGCAUCUUGACACGGCAAGUUCACUCUUCAACGGUAUUCCAGAACACAGCAGCGUUCUAUGGAACUGUAUGAUCGCUGCAUACGCAUCGCAUGGAAAACUAGAAGAGGCGCGAUCUAUGUUUGAUAGAUUGCCGGACGACGGCAUAACUUGCUGGACGGCGAUGAUAGCUGCUUAUGGCAAAUCCGGGCAUUGCAACGAAGCAAAGGUAAUCUUCCAUAGAAUGCCAGAAAAGGACGUCAUUGCAAGCACAGUAAUGAUAGAAAUUCUUACAAAUAGUGGCAGUAUUUCAGAAGCUAGAGAAGUGUUUAACAGCAUGCCCUAUGCGGAUCUUAUCUUGUGGAACGCUAUGCUUUCGGCAUAUGCCCAAAACGGGCAUUUGGAACAAGCCCUGACCUUGUUCGAAUCCAUGCCAGUGCGAGACCACCUUUCGUGGACGUCAGCACUCCAAGCCUUUGCUCACAUUUGCCGGAUGGAAGAAGCAAAGCUUCUCUUCGAUUCCAUACCCGAGAAGGACGUAGUCACCUGGAACACAAUGCUCCAAGGCAACACCCAGAAUGGCUACUGGCACGAAACUCUCGAGCUCUUCGGAGCGAUGGAGAUGGAAGGCAUCAAACCCAACGCCCUGAGCUUCGUGAGCGUCUUGGCGGCGUGCAGCCGAGUGGGGCUCCUGGACCGAGGGAAGAAAUACUUCUCGACCAUGACCAGGGACUGGGAAAUCCCCCCGCUGCCCGAGCACUACCACUGCCUGAUCGAUGUUUUGGGUCGCUCCGGCGAGCUCAAGCAAGCCCAGGAGCUCGUCUCCAACAUGCCAUUCCGCCCCGAAUCCACAGCAUGGAUGACGCUUUUGUCAGCGAGUUCAGUUCACGCCAGCAACGAGCCAGCGCGCUUGGCAGCGCAGCAUUCCGUGACGCUCCAGCCGACGCGAUCCAACGCCUACGUGUUGCUCUCUGGGGCCUUGAAUCCCUCCAAAGAUCUGGCCUAAAGUUGCG
Selaginella moellendorffii is the source of this 1711-nucleotide messenger RNA. Its product is annotated as pentatricopeptide repeat-containing protein At4g02750-like. The record is from RefSeq and is a predicted model, not a curated record. Gene Ontology annotation, biological process: RNA modification. Bases 280 to 1704 code for a protein of 474 amino acids. The transcript is spliced from 2 exons. Gene Ontology annotation, molecular function: RNA binding; protein binding. NCBI's taxonomy places the organism in Eukaryota, Viridiplantae, Streptophyta, Lycopodiopsida, Selaginellales, Selaginellaceae.